CAACAGCAAACUACAUUCACUUCAUCAAUGUUCAAAAGAUUAUCAAUUUACUUGGCUUUGGCUUUAGCCAACGUCUCAAUGGCCGCGCCAAUUACAACCAAUGAUUCGCUUCCUGCUAUUCCUCAAGAAAGUAUAAGCGGAUAUUUGGAUUUGACAGGUGCAGACGACCUUGCCCUCUUACCAGUCUCCAAUGACACUCAUACGGGAAUUCUUGUCGUGAACACAACUAUUUUGGCUUCUGCUCUUGCCUCUGUGAGCCAACACAGCAAACGAGAAGCUGAAGCCGAACCUUGGAGGUGGUUGAGUCUGGCCAGAGGUCAACCAAUGUACAAGAGAGAUGCAAACGCAGAUGCUGAAGCUGAACCUUGGAGAUGGUUGAGUCUGGCCAGAGGUCAACCAAUGUACAAGAGAGAUGCAAACGCAGAUGCUGAAGCUGAACCAUGGAGGUGGUUGAGUCUGGCCAGAGGUCAACCAAUGUACAAGAGAGAUGCAAACGCAGAUGCUGAGGCUGAACCUUGGAGAUGGUUGAGUCUGGCCAGAGGUCAACCAAUGUACAAGAGAGAUGCAAACGCAGAUGCUGAAGCUGAACCUUGGAGGUGGUUGAGU
Molecule: messenger RNA, 606 nt
Organism: Lachancea lanzarotensis
Lineage: Eukaryota; Fungi; Ascomycota; Saccharomycetes; Saccharomycetales; Saccharomycetaceae
Product: LALA0S13e02454g1_1
Exons: 1
Biological process (GO): sexual reproduction; mating
Cellular component (GO): extracellular region
Molecular function (GO): mating pheromone activity
Source: RefSeq, a predicted model, not a curated record